ACCUCCGUCUAUAAAUAGAGCAGCCAAUUGCAGGGCUCCAGCGCGCUUUCCAACUGUCUGACUGUUUGUUUGCCUCACCGGUGGGAGCUCCAGCAUCUCCUUUGCGCGAAAUGGACCCCAACUGCUCCUGCGCCACUGGUGGCUCCUGUACGUGCGCUGGCUCCUGCAAGUGCAAAGAUUGCAAAUGCACCUCCUGCAAGAAGAGUGAGUGCGGGGCCAUCUCCAGGAAUCUGGGGCUGUGGCUAAGGUUGGGAGGGGACUCAAGGCUGGCCCUGAGUGCAUCCUUCUGGGGAACUGGGCUUUCUUUGCCCUCAUUGUCCGUGUCAUUCCCUCUCCAGGCUUUCUGCCCUGAGUUCAGAUGGGGCAGGGAAGCAUUCUUCUCUUGGGACACAAACCCCAAUUGUACCCCCUAUGGUUUCUGAACAGAGCUGUGCCAGACGAAAAAAAGCAUCCUCUGGGUCUGGGUUCUGAGCUCGAGCCAGGCUUGCUGUUAGGGCAGGGAGGUGCCUGGUGAAGUCUACUGUCACCUCUCACUCUCUCCUUCUU
This is a messenger RNA of Symphalangus syndactylus (siamang), 546 nucleotides long. Its product is annotated as metallothionein-1E. Gene Ontology annotation, biological process: cellular response to copper ion; cellular response to cadmium ion; intracellular zinc ion homeostasis. Lineage: Eukaryota; Metazoa; Chordata; Mammalia; Primates; Hylobatidae. Gene Ontology annotation, molecular function: metal ion binding. Gene Ontology annotation, cellular component: nucleus; cytoplasm. The record is from RefSeq and is a predicted model, not a curated record.